GGUGGUGCGUGCUUAUUUGCUGUCUGCGCUUCUAUGGCAACGUAAUAGAUUAUCCAUCCCCACGCAUGUUACCACAACUGAUCUGGACAUUUUUUGCACAUUGGAUUACUAAUGUGUCAGUGGCCGGGGGCUUCGUAAGUGCUGUUUGAAGAGUAGUUUGGAAAGGAGGGUGCAAUGAUUUGUCAUUGAGACGCGCGUCAAAUUGUUUCUCAUUCAGACACGUCCGUCCGUCUUCCCGCAUCCGGUGUGCGCGCUCGGUGUCUAGUAUUACAGAUGCAGCGGGAUGCAUUUUUGUUUAUUCAUAUUUUUGACGACCUAUUUUCCUGCCUGCGUCUCCUCUCAGAUGAUACCGACUGUCAUUUGUUCCGUUAAGGUGGUCGAUCACAAUGGAUAGGGUGCAUUCUUCCAUGCGCAAACGGCUCUAUAGCUUGCCACAUCAGUUUGGACACAAGGAUGCUAUGACUCGAGACGGCGAAGAUAGCGACAAGGACACUCGGAGGAAAAGUGUCAAGAUGAAGCAUCUUCCCUCACCCUCCUCCACGGGGAGCUCUAAAGGUGUCAGCGAGGCCAAGAGCGGAGACGCGGAGACCGAUGUAGGGAGACCCUUUAGAACCAACGUGAACGGCGACUGCCGGAGAUUCAGAGGCAGCCUCUCUUCCAUCACCAGUCGGCAUGCUCCAGACGCGGAUCUGGCGGAGCAGAGGUGCCUCAUCGGGGAUGCAAGCCCCGAGGACGACGGUCCCUUGGAGCAACCCGGACCUGGAGAGAGCCAGGGCGCGCAGGGCGGCCGCGGCGACGGGGCACAACAGGCGCCCUCUGAAGAACAGUCGACUUUCGUAAAGUUGGAAGGUAUCGAUCAAAUCAUGCCUGACGAUGAGCGGCUGUACCAGGCGGGCUUUAUGCACAGGCAGUUUGGCGCGAUGCUUCAACCGGGGGUCAACAAGUUCUCGCUUCGAAUGUUCGGGAGCGAGAAGGCGGUGGAGCGCGAGCAGGAACGGGUCAAAUCUGCAGGCUUUUGGAUCAUUCACCCAUACAGUGACUUCAGGUUCUACUGGGACCUGAUCAUGCUCCUGUUGAUGGUGGGCAACCUGAUCAUCAUCCCCGUCGGCAUCACCUUCUUUAAAGAUGAACACACCCCCGCCUGGAUAGUCUUUAACGUGGUCUCUGACACAUUCUUCCUGGUUGACCUGGUGCUGAACUUCCGCACGGGGAUCGUCAAAGAAGACAGCACAGAAAUCAUCCUGGACCCUCAGCAGAUCAAGGUGAAGUAUCUUCGGAGCUGGUUCGCUGUGGAUUUCAUCUCCUCCAUCCCUGUGGAUUACAUCUUCCUCAUUGUGGAGACACGCAUCGACUCGGACUUCUACAAGACGGCACGAGCGUUGAGGAUUGUGCGUUUCACUAAAAUACUCAGUCUGCUUCGGCUGUUGAGAUUGUCCAGACUCAUUAGAUACAUCCACCAAUGGGAGGAGGUAAGAUGCACCUCGUUCUACUGGGACCUGAUCAUGCUCCUGUUGAUGGUGGGCAACCUGAUCAUCAUCCCCGUCGGCAUCACCCUGGUGCUGAACUUCCGCACGGGGAUCGUCAAAGAAGACAGCACAGAAAUCAUCCUGGACCCUCAGCAGAUCAAGGUGAAGUAUCUUCGGAGCUGGUUCGCUGUGGAUUUCAUCUCCUCCAUCCCUGUGGAUUACAUCUUCCUCAUUGUGGAGACACGCAUCGACUCGGACUUCUACAAGACAGCACGAGCGUUGAGGAUUGUGCGUUUCACUAAAAUACUCAGUCUGCUUCGGCUGUUGAGAUUGUCCAGACUCAUUAGAUACAUCCACCAAUGGGAGGAGAAUGACACAUGGGGUCAGCAGUACUCUUACGCCCUGUUUAAGGCCAUGAGCCACAUGCUGUGUAUCGGGUAUGGCAUGUACCCUCCUGUGGGCAUGACGGAUGUGUGGCUGACCAUCCUCAGCAUGAUCGUGGGUGCAACCUGCUAUGCCAUGUUUGUGGGCCACGCCACCGCCCUCAUUCAGUCACUGGACUCCUCACGCAGGCAGUACCAGGAGAAGUACAAGCAGGUGGAGCAGUACAUGUCGUUCCACAAACUUCCUGCAGACAUGCGGCAGAGGAUUCAUGAUUACUAUGAGCAUCGCUAUCAGGGGAAGAUGUUCGAUGAGGAGAGCAUUCUGGGAGAACUGAACGAACCACUCAGAGAGGAAAUCAUCAGUUUUAACUGCCGAAAGCUUGUGGCUUCCAUGCCGUUGUUCGCCAACGCAGAUCCCAACUUUGUGACCUCCAUGCUCACCAAGUUACGUUUCGAGGUAUUCCAGCCAAGAGAUUACAUUAUCAAAGAGGGGACCGUUGGCAAGAAGAUGUAUUUCAUCCAACACGGUGUACUAACUGUUCUGACAAAGGGCAGCAAAGAGACAAAGAUCUCGGAUGGGUCUUACUUUGGAGAGAUCUGUUUGCUGACUCGAGGCAGAAGAACAGCCAGCGUAAGAGCAGACACAUACUGUCGUCUGUACUCGCUCUCUGUGGACCAUUUCAACGAGGUGUUGGAGGAGUACCCUAUGAUGCGACGCGCCUUUGAGACCGUAGCCCUCGAUCGGCUUGACCGCAUAGGAAAACGAAACUCUGUACUCCAGCACAAGGUCCAACGGGAUCUCAAUUCCGGAGUUCUGAACUACCAAGAAAAUGAGAUCAUCCAGCAGAUUGUACAGCAUGACAGGGACAUGGCCCAUUGUGCCCACCUCAUGCAGACACCUCCUCCAGCUCCUCACCCAGCAGCGACUCCAUCUUCCCACACCCCCGUCAUCUGGGCACCUCUUAUUCAGGCUCCUCUACAAGCUGUCGCAGCCACCACUUCAGUCGCCAUUGCCCUAACUCGCCACCCCCAUUUGCCCCAUACCCUCUUCCGACCCCCUGUCCCGCUGCUUGGCUCUCUGAAAGACCAACCAGGGUAUGUAAAAAUGUUCCCAACUGCACUUUCAGGUGCUGCUGCAUUUGGUGGCUCCUCCUCAACCAGCUCGCAGUUCAGCUCUUGUAUGGAGACCCCAAUUCUGGACACACUCAGGACCGAGAGAUCAUCUACCUACACACCUCCACCACCGUCCUCCAGCUCUCUGCCAUCCACCAUCACAACAACAGUUACCACCACCACCUCCAACAUCACAGAGUCUUCCUUCUACCCCCAUAGACCCCUUGCUUCCCACGGGUCCAAAGACUUCAGUAUUGCCCAACUUCAUUCCCAACCACAACUUCCUCAGGCGUCUUUCCCUGGCAUUGCUGCAACACUUCCUGGGUUCUUCCAACAAGGAGCAAUUGGAGGAGAGGCUGUCCAGCUUGCAGUUCCCCCUUCAUCCACCCUUACUCCUUUGAUAGCGCAUUCAGUAAGUCCAAUCCUGACCCAACUGCAUUCAGCUCAGCCAACUCCUCAACAAACAAAACCAAUUCAAGAUUUGAAUAAAGUUGUAAGGACAGCCUCUCAGUCUCCUAUAACAGAGUCCCCUGUCCGCCCCAGGAGCAUUAUUGAACAAGUCCUGAGUCCAAAAAGUUUCCAGUCCCAACACGCUCAGAUUGGUCUACAGACGGAUGUACUUUCCCAGCUUUCCCAAGAACCAUCUGCUCUUGCUUCCCUUGCACAAUAUGGGUCCGGAAAUGCAUCCCCAUGUAGCACACCUUCAGCCUGGAGCCCAACAUGUCAGAGUCCUACAGUGGAGAAGAUGAGAAUGUCCAUGCACAGCCACCCUGCUAGCAUCUCUGGAUCCCAAAGCUCACUCCUAACCCCUCAGACACUCUUCCCACCGCCACCUCAACCAAGAGAAAGGGGCGGAUCUCUAGUUGACCUACCUACCCAAGACUUGAGCACCAUUUCCAUGUCUCUCCCCAGCCCAGGACUACCUGAAAAGUCCAAGCCGGCUGGAAGAGGACCUCAACCACCGGACUUAUCCCAUCACAGAGGAUCUGCUUCAGGUUACUCGCCGCUCCCGUCACCCCCUCCCCUUAUGAAACCAUUUAGCUCAAUACCUGGUCACGUUGUCCUAUCAAGACAAACUUCCAAGUUGUCCAUAACUCAGACUGGGUCAUCAGGUGGGUCACCAGCCCAUGGAUCUAGUGACAGGUCCACCCCUGGGACUCCAAGCUUGCACCCCAAACUCCCAUCGAACUUGUGAGAAUGGAUUGCACCCUCCUACGAUGAGCGAGCAACGUUUUUUAAUACGUCAAAAGACACUGACAUUUCUCACCAGAGAAGGAGGGUGUAUGUUCAUUGACUCGGAUUUCUAUCGGUCCAGUGACUUCCCUAUUUGUAAUGCCAAAAGAAGGAAUGGACUAACAAAACUGACCGAAGAAUGAAGGUGUGACUUAAAUUUGUCUUCCAAGUUCUGUCAGUAAUUUUUGCAAUAUUA
Messenger RNA from Sinocyclocheilus anshuiensis, 4391 nucleotides. RefSeq names its product potassium/sodium hyperpolarization-activated cyclic nucleotide-gated channel 4-like. Bases 387 to 4157 code for a protein of 1256 amino acids. Gene Ontology annotation, biological process: sodium ion transmembrane transport; regulation of membrane depolarization; potassium ion transmembrane transport. Gene Ontology annotation, molecular function: voltage-gated potassium channel activity. Lineage: Eukaryota; Metazoa; Chordata; Actinopteri; Cypriniformes; Cyprinidae. The record is from RefSeq and is a predicted model, not a curated record. Gene Ontology annotation, cellular component: membrane; axon; dendrite. The transcript is spliced from 8 exons.